AUGAUUGAAAGGAGAAGAAAUAACAAAGAACAUAAUUGGAGGCCACAACAAGGUUUCCUCACUGUUAAAGAACUGAACAUAGCUGAAGAAACUAUCAUUAAGUCUGUGCAAGCAGACUGCUAUACAGACGAAAUCAAGACUUUAAAGAAGUUAGAUGGUAACGAAGACAUGUUCAGCGAGCGUCACUUGGCACGCGAAAGAAAUCUUAGCAUUAAACAACAAAGCUCGUUGUUUAGACUAGAUCCAUUCCUCGACGAACGUCAAGUGAUUCGAGUCGGUGGAAGACUACGACAAUCUGAUACAGAGUACAACGUGAAGCAUCCAGUCGUUCUACCUAAGAACAGCCACAUCACCCAAGUGAUCAUCAGACACGUGCAUGAAGAACAAGGUCACCAAGGUAACGGCAUAACUCUCAACGCUCUUAGAGAAAGUGGUUAUUGGAUCAUUGGCGGAAGAUCAACAGUGCGACAUUUUAUUGCUCAAUGUGUGAUAUGUCGAAAGUGUCGUGCAAGAAGACAGACCCAGAAGAUGAGUGACCUACCCAAAGAACGUGUAACUCCAGCAGCACCGUUUACAUACACAGGAAUGGACGUUUUCGGACCGUUUUAUGUGAAAGAAGGUCGUAAAGAAGUGAAAAGGUGGGGACUAAUAUUUACCUGUCUCUCAUCUCGUGCAAUUCACUUAGAGACUUUGAACAAAAUGGACACUGAUUCAUUCAUAAAUGGUUUGAGGAGAUUCACUUGUCGUAGAGGAAAGGUGCGUCAACUAUAUUCUGAUCAAGGAACUAACUUUAUCGGCGCCAAGAAUGAAUUUCAGUCUACAUUAGAUGAAAAUGCGGUCAAGAGUUUCUUAUUGAAGAAUGACUGUGAUCUUAUCAAGUUUAAAUUCAAUGUACCCAGUGCCUCACACAUGGGAGGCACCUGGGAGAGACAGAUACGCACGGUGCGUACUGUUCUCUCCAGUCUUCUGAAAACACAAGGAACUCAACUUGACGACGAAGGUCUGCGCACCCUGUUUGUUGAAACUGAGAACAUCGUAAAUAGUCGUCCUCUUACAGUACAGAACAUGAGUGAACCAGACAGCGAAGAAGUAAUCAGCCCGAAUCACUUACUCACGCUGAAAUCAAGAACAGUGCAGCCGCCACCAGGCGUAUUCUUACCACCUGAUGUGUAUUCACGAAAAAGAUGGAGAAGAGUACAAUGUUUAUCGGAACAGUUUUGGAGAACUUGGCAUAAAGAAUAUUGUCACCUUCUUACUAAAAGACAGAAGUGGAUCAAGCCUGAGAGGAACAGUAAAGUCGGAGACAUAGUUCUACUUUGUGACGAAGAUUUACCUAGAAUCAGUUGGCCACUCGCAAAGAUUGUUAAAGUUUAUCCAAGCACCGAUGGCUUAGUUCGCAAGGUUCAGAUAUUGCUAACACGCAACAAUCGAAGAUCAUAUUUGGACAGACCCAUUCACAAGCUGAUACUCAUUCAAGAAGCUUCACCGGGAUAG
This is a messenger RNA of Exaiptasia diaphana, 1494 nucleotides long. RefSeq lists its product as uncharacterized. The transcript has a single exon. The coding region runs from base 1 to 1494 and encodes 497 amino acids. Gene Ontology annotation, molecular function: nucleic acid binding. NCBI's taxonomy places the organism in Eukaryota, Metazoa, Cnidaria, Anthozoa, Actiniaria, Aiptasiidae. Gene Ontology annotation, biological process: DNA integration. The record is from RefSeq and is a predicted model, not a curated record.